Molecule: messenger RNA, 3674 nt
Organism: Saccostrea echinata
Lineage: Eukaryota; Metazoa; Mollusca; Bivalvia; Ostreida; Ostreidae
Product: cyclin-dependent kinases regulatory subunit 1-like
Exons: 3
Coding region: 41-307 (88 amino acids)
Biological process (GO): regulation of mitotic cell cycle
Cellular component (GO): SCF ubiquitin ligase complex; cyclin-dependent protein kinase holoenzyme complex
Molecular function (GO): histone binding; ubiquitin binding; protein kinase binding
Source: RefSeq, a predicted model, not a curated record
UUAUUUUACAGAUUCAAAAGAAGUAAAUAAAGCCUGAAAUAUGUCUACUGAUCAAAUUUCCUACUCUGAGAAGUACAAUGAUGAGAAGUAUGAGUACAGGCAUGUUAUCCUUCCAAGUGACAUUGCUAAGCUGGUCCCGAAGAAUCACUUGAUGACAGAGACAGAAUGGAGAAACCUAGGGGUGCAGCAAUCUCCAGGGUGGAUCCAUUACAUGGUGCAUACACCAGAACCUCAUAUCCUACUGUUCAGGAGACCAUUACCACAGACUACCCCACACCCAGCAGCCAUGGCAACCAAAGUCAAGUAGGACCUGCCAUUGAAGCAAAGAUCUGUGAUUCCAAGCUAUUUGUUCUGUAUUACUUUCAAUAUUAUUUUACAUUGCAAAUAGUGGUAUUUAGUGUAUACAACUAGUGCUGUUUUAUUUUUUUGUUGUUUUUGUAUUGUCUUGAAGGAUAUUUCCAGCAAAGAUUAUCUGAAGGGGUGAAACUGCUAAUUAUUUUUUUUAUUGAUGGGGAGGAGACAUCUUCAUAAUGUUAAGAAUUUGAUAUCGUUCCUGUACACAAAUCCUUGACAAAAGUCGCUAUUUAAAAGUCAGAUUAUAAAGCUACUAUUUCAUUUGUUCCCAGUUUUAGACUGGGAACUAAUCAGAAAAAGGCUUUAAUUGAGGAUAAAACUAUGUAUACAAAAAAUGAAAGAUGACAGUGUUGAAUUUCUGACCAAUUACCUCAAAUAAAAUAUCAGAGAUUAAUUUUUACAGAUCUUUCACCUCACAAUCACAAUUAAAAGAGGUGCUGAGCUAUGAGCCAUUAGAAAAUGAUGAAUUGUUGAAUAUGUAUGUCAUUUGUGUAUUAAUACACUGAACAAAAUUUUUCAAAAAACAAGAUUUCGAUCUUGAAAAUAAAUAGCACCAAAUGAAAAAUUAAAAAAGCCAACUUUUGUGCAUUUAAACUUUUUUUUUGUAAUCUGAAUGCCAAUUUCAUGCUCUUACCAAACCUUUCUUAGAAAGAGAUAUUCUCACUGGUUGGUUUAUUAUAAAUUAUUUACAAUGUACAUCAUGUGUAGCUACAAAACCAAAAUUUUUCAAGGGUUUGUGUAAAGGAAUGAUAUCAUAAAUCCUUAAAAUUGUGAAGAUGGGGAGGAGGUUGAUGACAUGUGGGGGUCUUGUGAAGUUUUGAUCUUCAGGGAAUGUUAGUAUAUAGCAUUUUUAAUUUAAAAUGAGCAUAGAAAUUAACAAUCAUUAAAACUCUUCAGCUUACUAGAAUUUCUUCCACCAUAGAUCUGGAGGACCUAAUGGUCCCAAAAAUGUAUUUUUAACUUAUUAAAUUUUCAUUUAUUGGCAAUGGGUUUUUUUUUUAGCUCACCUGAGCCGAACGCUCAUGUGAGCUUUUCCGAUCACAUUUUGUCGGGCGUCCAUCCAUCUGUCUGUAAACUUGUCACAUUUUCGACUUCUUCUCAGGAACCACUGGGUCAAUUUCAACCAAACUUGCCUUAAAGUAUCCUUGGGAGGGGAUUCAAGUUUAAUCAAAUGAAGGGCCAUGCCCUCUUCCAAGGGGAUAAUUACAAAUUAGUGAAAAAUUAAUAGCAUCUUUUAAAAAUCUUCUCAAGAACAACUGGGCCAGGAAAGAUGAAACUCAUGUGGAAUCAUCCUCAGGUAGUGCAGAUUCAAUUUUUUUUCAAAUGAUGACCCUCAGGGGUAGGGUGGCCCACCGUGGGAACGAAAUGGACAAUCAAAGUUUACAUAGGAAUAUGUAGGAAAAAUCUUUAAAAAUCUUCUUCUCAAGAACAACAUUGUCAUGAUUGGUUAUAUUUAUAUGGAAGCAUCCUCCAUGUCCUCAGGUAGUGUAGAUUCAGAUUUUUUCAAAUCAUGACUCCAUGGGGUAGGGUGGGGCCACAAAGGACAAUCAAAGUUUUACAUAGGAAUACAUGUAUAUAGGAAAAAUCUUGUUCUCAAGAAAGACAAAGCCAUGAUUAGUGAUAUUUAUAUGGAAGCAUCCUCAGGUAGUGUAGAUUCAAGUUUGGUCAAAUCAUGACCCCAGGGAUAGGGUGGGGCCACCAUGGAGAGCAAAGUUUUUCAUAGGAGUAUUUAGGAAAAAUCUUGUUCUCAAGAACAGCAAAGCCAUGAUUGGUUAUAUUUAUAAGGAAGCAUAUUCAGGUUGUGUAGAUUCACAUUUGUUCAAGUCAUGACCCCCUGGGGGUAGGGUGGGACUACAGUGAAGGUUCAAACUGAGAGAAAAAAAGACACAGUUAGUCAAAGAAAUAUGUAAGCAUCCUUAGUUAGUGUAGGUUCAAUUUUGUUCAAAUCCCCCCCCCCCCCCCCCCCCUUUACGGGUAGGUUGGGACCACUUAAGCUUUUCAAUGUUGAACUGAUUUUUGCUUUUUUCCUAGCCACAGUGCUCAGGUGAGCAAUGUGGCCCAUGGGCCUCCUGUUACAUUUAUAUUUGAAUAUGUCAAUUUAGCGUGUAAUAUAAAUAAUUUAAAUAUUCUUGAAUAUCAUAUAAUUGUGGUAAAUGACUGAAGAAUUUUGUUUUUUGGUAAUAGAGUUUACAGAGUUAAGAAUUUGGUUCUUAUUGAUUUUGGGAUUCUAUUUUUUUUUUUUUUUUUUUUUUCGUUUACUAUUAAUGGGGAUUGGGUGUUUCACUCCUUUGGGUGAUUUUUACUGGAAUGUCCCUAUAGUUGAUUUUAUGAAUACUUUUAUGUGAAAGUAUCAGAAAUACUUUUGGAAAUUUACAGAGGUAUUUUGUUUCAGUUGGUUGUUAUUACAAUUUUACAUGGUCAGUGUUUCAUAUUAUGGCAAUUCAGUAAGGCUUUUACUGGCAUUUUUAGUGUUAAUUUUAACAUGGAAAGGCUUCAAUUUUUUUUUUUAAUUUUGUUGUGGAAUCUCAUAUAAACAUGUUUAAGCCUUUUUUCACUGUUCAUUGCAAAUCUAAUCAUCACUUUAAUUCAUCCAUCCCAAAACCUACAGUUAGAAGACAAAGCUAAAAUUUGUCAAUAUACUCUUUGUUUAUGUGCAUUAAUAUCUUUGUCAAAUCGUAAAUGACAAAAAAAAAAUGUUAUUUGUUACACAGAUGUACAAUGUACUUGUUUUUAUUAACUUCAGUUUUUAAAAUAAGAAGUCUUGUGUUUUUUUGUUUUUAUUUUCCCAUUUUUUAAGAAAAAAAGAUAUUGAUGUAUACCAUAUCUGCUGGGUAAAAAAAAGAAAACAUGGCUCUGAAUAUAAAACUGUAUGUUCACUAUGUUGGAGACCUUUCAAUAAUACAAGAUUUUUUUGCCAGUGUUAAUUAUCGUUGGAUGUUUUAAAUUAUCAUUGGUCAGUAAAAUGAACAAACAUACAAAUGUGUUGUAGACCUUCUCACAAAAUAUAUUAUGACCAUGACAAAAAUUUUCAAAUUCUUUUAAAAGAAUCCAGGGUAUGGUAAGUCACAAAAAAAAACAUAUUUCUAUUGCACUAAAAUGUAUUGUAAAUAUUUACAAAAACAAUGAUUUUUUUAAACAAAAAAUUGCAGAGUUGUAAAAUUCUAAUCUUAGUUGUAAGAUUUUCUGUGAAAAGGCCUACAGUUUCACGAUGUCUAGCUUUAAUGAUUUACAAGGAAGCACUUGUAAAUACAGUAUAUUCGUAUACAUGUACUUAGUGUAACUUAAUUUUCAUAAGAAUAAAGUUCUUAUAAAUUAGAUAA